AUGGAUAGGAAGCAGGAAGAUAUGCAAUUUCUUGGCCUCUUUGGUAUCUUCCAAGAGGCGUACAAGAUCAUUUUCUCAUGGAGGAAGAAGUUGUUCACCCAGAUCACCCUCACCUUAAUCCUCCCUCUAUCUUUCAUCAACUUGGCUCACACAGAAAUAUCCAAGCUCCUCUUCCCAAACAUCAAUCACAACCAAAUAUCCUCUGAUGAAGCCACUCCUAAAUACAACCAGCUCUCAGACUUCUCCAUAACCUUUUGGCUCUUCGAGGCUGCAUACUUAACCUUCGCCCUCAUCUUCUCCCUCCUCUCCAUCGCCGCCGUGGUUUACACCAUUGCAUGUAGUUACACCGGCCGUGAAGUAACCUUCGAGAAGGUUAUGAGCGUCGUCCCCAAGAUCUGGAAGCGGCUUAUGCUCACCUGCCUCUCUACUUUCGCCGCCGUCUUCGCUUACACCAUAGUGGCAGUAAUUUUGACGUUGAUCUUCAUUGCAGUGGUAUAUUUCUUUGUGUCAACCAAUUUCGUUGUUCCCGUGCUUAUUGUUCUGGGGAUCUUGUUCGCUGCGGGGUUUGUUUACAUGGUCAUUGUUUUGCAAUUGGCGAACGUUGCGACUGUGUUGGAAGACGCACAUGGGUUUCAUGCGCUGUCGAAGAGCAAGGCACUGAUAAAGGGAAAGAUGGGGCUGUCAACGAUUAUAGUUUUGAUGUUCAACAUCUCUGGUUGGCUCAUACAAGUGGCAUUUCAGAAACACGUUGUUGACGGCGGUGAGUCACUGGGUUUGGUCAACAGGGUUGCCAUUGGGAUUAUAUGUUUGUUGUUGCUUUUAAAGUUGAAUCUCUUCGGGCUUGCGAUUCAGACGGUGCUCUAUCUCGUUUGCAAAUCCUACCACCAUGAAAAUAUCGACAAGUCGGCGCUUUCGGAUCACCUUGAAGCUUAUCCAGGAGGAUAUGUUCCUUUGAAGACCAAGGAUGUUCAGUUUGUGGAAUUUAAUGUUUGA
Messenger RNA from Corylus avellana, 993 nucleotides. RefSeq lists its product as uncharacterized. NCBI's taxonomy places the organism in Eukaryota, Viridiplantae, Streptophyta, Magnoliopsida, Fagales, Betulaceae. The record is from RefSeq and is a predicted model, not a curated record.